Molecule: messenger RNA, 322 nt
Organism: Cladocopium goreaui
Lineage: Eukaryota; Dinophyceae; Suessiales; Symbiodiniaceae
Source: the annotation of a GenBank genome assembly
GAUGUACUCCUCCGACUCGCCCCCGCGCGUGGGUUACAACGUGGGCUACGCAGCGCCCAGCUAUGCUGCGCCCGUGAGCAGCACCCCUGGCGCAGGGCCACCCGCCGGGAUGGCGGUGCCCAACUUGGCGAAUCCCAGCGGAUUGAGCGGGAUGCCGUUGCCGGCCACGCCCAGUGUUCAGCCAGUUGGAGCGCCCGGGCAGUUCCAGGUGCCCAACCGGGAGGUCCUUUAUGGACCUCCACCUGCCCUGACCUCGGGCUUGCCGGACCCAACGUCAGUGGAACGACAAAAAGAGAAUUAUUUGACCUCCUUAGAGGAGCAG